Hemisphaericaspora subhashii is the source of this 1629-nucleotide messenger RNA. It is a transcript of the gene SDS24, whose product is annotated as Sds24p. The transcript has a single exon. NCBI's taxonomy places the organism in Eukaryota, Fungi, Ascomycota, Pichiomycetes, Serinales, Debaryomycetaceae. Gene Ontology annotation, molecular function: protein serine/threonine phosphatase inhibitor activity. Bases 1 to 1629 code for a protein of 542 amino acids. Gene Ontology annotation, biological process: cellular response to glucose starvation; regulation of mitotic metaphase/anaphase transition. The record is from RefSeq and is a predicted model, not a curated record.
AUGGUCAACCCUCCAUUUCCAAGACAAACACCAAACUCACCCCAUCCCCCUCAUUCAUCAUCCUCCAAUCAUGGAUCACCCUCAACUGCCCAUUCCCAACUUCAUCACCAUGCCACUCGUAAACCUUCAAUUGUAGAGUUAUUAAGUUCACCACCUCCAUUACCUAAUGAUCAAGAUGAUUCAAUUCAUCAUUUGAGUUUAUCAAGAAAUACCUCAAUUAGUUCAAGAAGUUCUUCUCAUUUAGGACAACCCCCACCCCUUGCCCAUCUAGGGUCAGGAUCAGUUGUUGGGAGUACAGCAAUAAUGGAUUGGGGUGAGAUUCCAUUGAGUGAAUUAACUGAAUCUAAUAAAUUGAUUAGUAUUAGUAGUUCAGAUUCGGUUCAAAGUGCUUUUGAAACUUUAUUAUCUCAUAAUUUAACUUCUGUACCUGUAUCUAUAAAUCAAGAAGAUCCAACUGAUUUAAGGAAUUGUUUAACAUUUGAUUAUAGUGAUUUAAAUACUUAUUUAUUAUUGAUUAUGAAUAAAAUCCCAUUAUCUGAAUUAUCAAUUGAUGAAAUUGGUUCACCAACUGAUGAUAUUGAAAAGAAACAUGAAAUUAUUAUUCAAACUAUAAAUAAAGCCAAAAAGGGUGAAGAAGUCCCAGUUGAAUUUAUUAUUAAAUUACAUCCCAAAAAUCCAUUUAUAAAAUUUACUGAAUCUGAUUUAUUAUCAAUAGUGAUGGAAACUUUAGGUAAUGGAGUUCAUAGAAUUGCAAUUACUGAUGAGUCAGGCGAUAAGAUUACUGGUAUUUUAUCACAGAGAAGAUUAAUUAGAUAUAUGUGGGAAAAUGCCAGAAGAUUUCCAUCUCUUGAUUUUUAUUUAACUUCAACAUUACAAGAUUUAAAAAUUGGUUCAAAUAAUCCAAUUACAAUCUAUGAAGAUCAAUUAUUAAUUGAAGCAUUAUUAAAAAUGUUUAAUGAACGAGUUUCAUCAUUAGCAGUAAUUGAUAGAACAAGAUCACUUGUUGGGAAUAUUUCAAUUGUUGAUGUUAAAAAUGUAACCAGUUCAAAAAAUUCCCAUUUAUUAUUUAAAUCAGUAUUGAAUUUCGUUAGUUAUAAUUUAUCUCAAAAGGGGAUUGAAGAAGGACAAGAUCAAUUCCCAAUUUUCCAUGUAGAUCAACAAAGUUCAUUAGGUAGAGUGAUUGCAAAAUUAGUAGCUACUCAAUCUCAUAGAUUAUGGAUUGUUGAUAGUCGGAAACCUUCCGGAUCAGGUACUCCAUCUUCUUCCACAUCCACCACCAAUAAUAAUCAUAAUACACCAGUUACUGUUGAAGGGACAUUAACCGCAUCAGAAAAGAAUUCAAUCCCAACCACCCCCACUGAACAAUCUUAUGGAUUCCCCGGGAAAUUGAUUGGAGUAGUUUCUUUAACUGAUAUAUUGGGCUUAUUUGCCACGUCAAAGGGUAAGAAAACAGAUCCUCAAUUUGCAAGAAAUCAAAGAAGAAGAAGUUCAAGUUCUACAACCAGAUCAUCAAUUGAUAGUGGCAGUGGUGGUGAUGGGAGUACUAGUGUAAGAGUUCAUGGUGAUACUAGUGAGAUUUUUAGGAAAUCUUAUUGUAAACAUGAAAAUGUGUUUUCUUCUAAAGAUUGA